This is a messenger RNA of Mus pahari (shrew mouse), 3846 nucleotides long. It is a transcript of the gene Cast, whose product is annotated as calpastatin. Lineage: Eukaryota; Metazoa; Chordata; Mammalia; Rodentia; Muridae. The record is from RefSeq and is a predicted model, not a curated record. Gene Ontology annotation, molecular function: calcium-dependent cysteine-type endopeptidase inhibitor activity. Gene Ontology annotation, cellular component: cytoplasm. The transcript is spliced from 30 exons. Bases 73 to 2307 code for a protein of 744 amino acids.
CCCCCCCUCCCCGGCCCCUACAAUUUCGCUGCGUUUUCCCGGAGGCUGCGUCCGCAGCGGCUUCACCAAAAAAUGUCCCAGCCCGGUCCGAAGCCUUCCGCCUCUCCCAGGCCCAGUCGCGGCGGGGCAACUCGCCACACCCAGGAGCAUCUUAAUGAAAAGAAUAUUGGAUCAUCUUCUAAACCAGGAGAAAAGAAAGGAUCUGAUGAGGUGACAGCUUCCUCUGCUCCCACCAGCAAGUCUCCCAGUAUGAGUACCACAGAAACUAAGGCUGGGAAAACAGAGUCUAAGAAGUCACAAUCAAGUGAGCCACCUGUGGUUCAUGAGAAAAAGUCAAAAGGAGCGCCAAAGGAAGGGUCAGAGCCCCAAAAUCUUCCCAAGCAUGCAUCAACUACAGGAAGUAAGCAUGCUCAUAAAGAAAAAGCACUUUCCAGAUCAAAUGAACAGAUGGUGUCAGAGAAACAAUCAGAAUCACAGAAAAAAUUUCAAGGUGUUCCUUUUGCUGGUGGAGAGAGUGUGACUGGAGCUGGGACAGUGACCACUGCCUUGGACAAAGUGGUUGGUAAGAAAAAAGAACAGAAAUCAUUCACACCAGCUUUACCUAUGCACUCCACACUGAGCAAGCCAUCUGACAAGUCAGGCAUGGAUGCUGUCUUGGAUGACCUGAUAGACACCUUAGGUGACCAUGAAGAUACUAACAAAGAUGAUCCACCAUAUACUGGACCAGUAGUUUUGGACCCAAUGGAUUCUACCUACCUUGAGGCAUUGGGUAUAAAAGAAGGGACUAUUCCUCCAGAGUAUAGGAAACUUUUGGAUAAAAAUGAAGGGAUCACACGACCUCUUCCAGAGUCUCCUAAACCUAUGGGGACUGACCAUGCUAUAGAUGCCUUGUCAUCUGAUUUCACCUGUAGUUCUCCAACUGGAAAGCAAAGUGAGAAAGAGAAAUCUACUGGGGAAAAUUUUAAAGCUCAGCCUGCAGGAGUGAUCCGACGUUCUGUUCCCCCCCAGGAGAAGAAAAGGAAGGUGGAAGAGGGUGUUAUAAAUGAUCAAGCUCUUCAGGCUCUGUCAGAUUCACUGGGCACCCAGCAGCCAGAUCCUCAGAGCCACUUUAACCUAACUGAACAAGUCAAAGAGGCAAAAGCAAAAGAAGAAAGGCAGGAGAAGUGUGGUGAAGAUGAGGACACAGUCCCAGCUGAGUACAGGUUAAAACCAGCAAAGGAUAAAGAUGGAAAACUACUACUGCCAGAACCUGAAGAAACAUCUCAGUGCCUGAGUGAGUCAGAGCUGAUUGGGGAGCUUUCAGCAGAUUUCGGGCGAUCUACAUAUCAAGACAAAUCAUCUAUGCCAGCUGAAAAGAAAUCUAAUGACUCAUCCCAAACUCCUCUGGGGGAGACUGUGCCUCGGGCCUCCAUGUGCAGUAUACAGUCAGCACCACCCAAACUACCAUCCUUGAAGGGCUUGGUGCCAGAAGAUCCUGUUGAAGCCUUGGCUGGAAGCCUGGGGACAAGGGAAGCAGAUCCAGAAUAUGAAAAAUCUGUGGAGGAUAAAGUCAAGGAGAAAGCUAAAGAAGAAGACCAUGAAAAACUUGGUGAAAAAGAAGAAACAGUGCCUCCUGAUUAUCGACUAGAAGAAGUCAAGGAUAAGGAUGGAAAACCACUCCUGCCCAAAGAAUCCAAGGAACAACUUGCACCCUUAAACGAUGACUUCCUUCUUGAUGUGUUGUCUCAGGACUUCUCCAGUCCAGCAAACAUAUCAACUCUUGAAUUUGAAGAUGCCAAACUAUCUGCUGCCCUUUCUGAAGUAGUUUCCCAGACACCUGCUUCAAGCACCCAUGCAGCAGCAGCCCCUCUGCCUGGCGCUGAGCAGAGAGACAAAGAACUUGAUGAUGCCUUGGAUGAACUUUCUGACAGUCUUGGGCAAAGACAGCCUGAUCCAGAUGAGAACAAACCACUAGAUGAUAAAGUGAAGGAAAAAAUCAAAGCAGAGCAUAGUGAGAAACUGGGAGAAAGAGACGACACCAUCCCCCCUGAAUACAGGCAUCUCUUGGAUAAUGAUGGGAAGGACAAACCAGAGAAGACACCAACUCAGAAAACAGAGAAACCUGAUCAGGACCAGGACCCCAUUGAUGCCCUCUCAGAAGAUUUGGAUAGCUGCCGCUCAACUACAGAGACCUCACAGAAUACAGCAAAGGAGAAGAGCAAGAAGACUUCAAGUUCCAAAGCAUCCAAGGAUGGAAAAAAAACAAAGGACUCCUCCAAGAAGACAGAGGAAGUUUCCAAGCAAAAGGCUAAGGAAGAUGCAAGAUAGAGUUGAUGAAUUUGGGUAUCUGAAUAGAAAUUCUUCAGCUGGUGGAUGGUGACUUUUGAAGAACAAAGGCCUUAAUGACAGUUUUUUUCUGGGUGGUUUCUAGACAGUGGUUAUUUGUUAUGUCUUUUGACAUCUUAAACACUGAGUUGUUAUUCUUUUCCAGAACGAAAAUGAAUAUUCUGCUUCACCUGUGUUCUGUAUUGAGUAUUGAUAAACUUCAAAGAUUUUCAAUUGCCCUUAGAUGGGAGAAGAAAGCUUUAUAUUUGUAAGAAAUAUAUUUGAUAUGUUCUUAAAACACCAAAAAUCCCAGAAAGCCUUUACAAACCUUUGCACAUUAUAUAUACAGUGCCUGUAAAUCUCAUUAGUAUUUUUGGUUUGCACCAUUUUUUUUUUUAGCAUUUGAAAAAUAAUGCUCCCAACUUUUGUCAGUAUUUUGAUUUCUUAUUAUGUCUUUUUCCUCAGCUUUGAUAUAUCUUUGGGUUAAUGUUGAUAAGUCAAACAUGAAAUAUUGUAUACUCGGUGUAUAACUCUUUGGGGGAUGCUAAUAAUAAAUUAAUGAUAGGUGACCCAAGGUAAACCUCGGGAGCAUCAAUCUCCUUUCCUGACUGAACUCUACUUUUCUAGGAAUGAGGACUUCUACUCAUGGUCCAACAAGACACACUGAGACUUGAAUUAAGCUAGCAGAAAGACAAAGCACAGACUACAGUUUAACGUACAACAACUUUUAGCAAUAAAGUUGGGAAUCUUAGAAUACUCAUAUGGCUUGAACUAUCCUGGUUAACCAUGGCAUUAAACUGUGGUUUCCACCCUCUACAUGAAAACCAGAUUUUAAUCCUUUGCUUAUAGUCACUUGCCAUAUUGUCUAAAGCAUCUUUACCAAACACAAAAAUUAACUUCUUUAAAUGUGUGUGUGCACGUGUGUGUAUGUACGUACAAUGUAUACACUGAAAUUUAAAAUCUGCUGCUAUAUCAAAGCAGGUUAAAUUAUCUUAACAUCUUUGAAUGGUAUCUAAGAUUUUUCUGAGCACUGCACUGGUAUCAUUGAUGGAAAUUUGAUAAACAAUUCCAUUUCUAUUUCCUAGCAAUGAAUGCUGGACAAGAUGUCAGGUGCAUAUAAACCAGACUUCAACUUUCUUGUUUCCAGAAAUCACAGCCUUUGUUGCCAUCAAUGUAAAGAUUUUACUACGAUUUAAUUAACUUUACUAAAUAUAAUUUACAUCAUGAGCAAUUCCCAGGUGAUAGGUAAGACCAAGCAAAAACAUUAUAUCCAUAAUGAACAUGAUAUUUUGUUAACUGUCUCUAAAAUUACUCUCUAAAAACAUGCAUGCACCUCUUAGAUUUCAAAUGCUACCCACAAAAGUAUUUAAUUUCCAGUCCUAUAAAAAGAACAGUCGCUAUUCUGUUUUUAAGGCACUGACAAGAAUGUACUCCCUGUCUUAAAUAGGUUGUACUGUUGUAAACAGGAACCAUGACCAAGGCAACUCUUAUAAGGACAACAUUUAAUUGGGGCUGGCUUACAGGUUCAGAGGUUUAGUCCAU